AUGACAGGCUGUGAGGCUUCGCGGGAGAAGGCGGCCCCCGAAGCGGAGGGGAGCCGGAAUGUGAGCCCGGCAGGGACGCCUCAGGGGACACAAGCACCGGCGCACAACUAUACCUACCAGACCAACAGCUUACAGCGGGCGGUGUACGAUUACCUGAAGAAGCUGAAGCCGAUCCCGGAGCUAGCGGAACCAAGGAGCAUGAAAACAUAUGAAGAAGCGUCUGUGGAGGCGGUGUUGUACCCACUCAUUGAAAGGCACCAGGUGAUCAUGGUAGCUGGAGCCUUCUUUGGCGAUGAAGGAAAAGGAAAGACUGUCGACGCCGUUGCACGGCACCCGGCUUGCACAUGUAUCGCACGUGUGAACAGCGGUGAAAAUGCCGGUCAUACCGUAUACGAUGAUGCGGGACGCAAGUUUGUUUUUAAUCUGGCUCCCUCUGGCCUCCUUUCGGCGGAUAAGCGGAACUAUGUGGGCCCAGAAUGUGUGAUGGACCCCAUCAGCUUCAUGGAUAAGGAGGUAUGCCAACUGAUUAAUGCGAAGCUCCCAUAUAAGGAUCGUUUGUUCAUUGGGAACGUUAAUGUGGUAACACCUUAUCAUAAGUUGCUUGACUUGCUUGCUUCAACUCCAAAUUCCUCGACGCUGAAGGGGAUGGCCCCCGUUCACGCAUCCAAGGUGACAAAGCGUGGCCUUCGUUUGGAUCAUAUUUUUAAUGAUACCUCUGUGCUUCGUGCACGCCUUGCAAAAGACAUGGAAACGUACUUUGGUUUUUUGAAGGUGAAGGCAUUGUCAGACGCGGACGUUGUUCGACGCUGCGAAGAAGAGAACAGUGACGGUGUGCAACGAGUGCCACCCCACGUGGUGGAAUUUGCGCGCGCGCCAGACAAGGUGGAGUACCUCGUGAAACUGUACAUGGAUCGUGUGAAAAACAACAAGGAAUUCCCACCUCGGUGUGACGUGGCACAUGAGUUGCGCUCCGCACUGGAGCGUGGUGAGAAGGUGAUGCUGGAGGGGCCACAAUCGUACUGGCUAAGUAAUGCUCGUGAAAAAUUCUGGGAGAGUACCACUUCUGCUGACACCACGGCAGCUGGGUUGUUGGCUACGGCGCAAUUCAAUUUUCAGCGCUACAGCUCUGUGGUGAUUAAUGUACACAAGGCGCCGGGAAGCAGCCGGGUUGGAAUUGGGGCCAACCCCAGCAGCUUUAUUCCACAGGACUUUUUCUCGGCACAAGAGGUGAAGACGCUGCAUGAUCUUCCUGAAAACAUGUGUGUUGACUUUGACAGCAUUCAGAAACUUUUCUUCACGAAGGCGUUUCACCCAGAGAGCAAGGAGUACAAUGGGGUAUGGGAGCCGUUGGAGUUUGAGGACUCCAGCGGAAAGUAUAAUAUUGGCGUCGCCAUGGCCAUCGCUUCGUCACGUCACCAUGACGAAUGUGGCGCGGUGACGAAGAAGCCUCGUGUGUGCGGCUUUUUUGACUGCGUGCUGCACUUUGAGGUGAACGCGGUGCAAGGGCCCUAUCUUUCCAUCUCCGCCCUCGACCGCGGCGACGACUACGAGAAGCUCGGCGUCACGGUCGCCUACGUUUACUACCACAAGGACAACCGGGUGCUGAACAUCAGCGGCCGCGAGUACAAAAAUGGCGACAUCAUCAAGGCCGGUGAGGCGGUGCCAGCGGAGGCGGCGUUGUACUACUGCCACCCCAUCGUGAAGCUUAUCAAUGGGUGGAAGCAGACCCCCAUCGCGGCGUCCAAACGCAAAGCCGGCGAACCGCUGCCAAAAGGUGUCUGCGAAUUUAUCGCCACGGUGGAGCACUUUACAAAGGCCAAGGUUAUCUCCAUCGGCAAUGGCCCGAGAGGAAAGGACAUUAUUUACCUCAAGCAGUGA
This is a messenger RNA of Trypanosoma conorhini, 1878 nucleotides long. RefSeq names its product putative adenylosuccinate synthetase. The record is from RefSeq and is a predicted model, not a curated record. Gene Ontology annotation, biological process: IMP metabolic process; 'de novo' AMP biosynthetic process. Gene Ontology annotation, cellular component: cytoplasm. The coding region runs from base 1 to 1878 and encodes 625 amino acids. Gene Ontology annotation, molecular function: adenylosuccinate synthase activity; GTP binding. NCBI's taxonomy places the organism in Eukaryota, Euglenozoa, Kinetoplastea, Trypanosomatida, Trypanosomatidae. The transcript has a single exon.